AGCGGAGCAGCUUUGGAUUUCUCUGAGCUUUGAGCCCAGCUUCUGGAUUUAAGGUAGUUUCCCCGGGACCAGACUUUGCUAUGUUGGCCAAGGCAGUGCUUUCUCUUGGUCUGUGGCUGCAGUUUGCUGUGGGACAGAACACACCUGAGAGAGGUCCUCAGAUGUCCAGCUCCAACUCCGAGGGGGACCUCCUCUUCCUGCUGGACAGCUCUGGCAGCGUCUCCUACUAUGAGUUUUCCAGAGUCAAGGAAUUCAUGUGGGACCUUGUGCGACCUUUCAGCUUUGGCCCCAAAGAUGUCCAGACCAGCAUCAUCCACAUCAGCACUACGCCCACCAUGGAGUUCCCUUUUGACCAGUACCAGUCCAGUGGGACCCUGCAACAAGCCAUCCGGGACACCCAGCAGCUCAUGGGUGACACUAACACGGGCAAAGCCCUCUCCUUUGCCAAGGAGAAGUUCUUCAGUGCUGAAGCUGGUGCCCGACCAGAUGUGCCCAAGGUGCUGGUUUGGGUGACAGAUGGUUUCUCCACUGAUGACAUCUCGGAACCCAUGCAGCUCCUGAAGGACAUGGGAGUGACAGUCUUCAUUGUCAGCACGGGGCGGGGGAGUUACCUGGAGCUCUCUGCUGCUGCCAGCCAGCCUCCUGAGAAGCACCUGCACUUCGUGGAUGUGGACGACCUGCCCAUCAUCACAGAGGAGCUCCGAGGUGCUAUCCUAGAUGUUAUCCAAGCAAAUCGGCUCCACGCAGUGGAUGUCACCUCAAGCAGCUUCCAGCUGAUGUGGCCCAAGCUCCUCUCCCAAGAAACUGGCUACUACACCCUUGAGUAUGCCCCGACAGAUGAUCUAGCAAGGAAGAGGACAAAGCAGGUGUCUGGGGCUCACACAAGCUUUGUGCUCAGCAACCUGGCACCAGAAACUACUUAUGAGGUGGCUCUCAUUCCUGAAUCCAACAUCCACUACUUCCCUCCCCAGACCACAAGGGUCACUACCCCGGCAGAGGAGAUAAGCCCAGCUCAGGUUCUCAUCUCCGAGUCUGGGCCACACAGCUUCCAUGUCAGUUGGGCUCCUCGGCUGGAGAGCGUGGUGGGCUAUCAGAUCCUGUAUGGACCACUCCCUGGGAACUCAGUGGAGCUGCUGCAGGUGGAUGGGGAGCACAAUGGCACUUUGGUGGAGAACCUGGCACCCAACACAACCUACCUGGUGACAGUGACUGCCAUCUACAAAUCAGGGAUGGAGAAAUCCCUGUCGGCCAAAGCCUGCACUCAGGGAGAGGGCUCCAGGGUCAGACACCUCCGCUUCGAGGACGUGGGCCCCAGCACCCUCAGAGCCUCCUGGGACGCGGCGCCCGGGAACGUCCUGGGCUACCGAGUCAGAUGCCGGCGACAAACUGGCCCCGUGUCUGUCAUCAGUGUCUCCCCUCAGGUCCACAGCGUGCUCCUCACUGACCUGCCUGCAGGAACCACCAGCCGAGUGUGUGUGAGGCCCGUGUACCGGCAGCGGGCAGGGCAGGGGCUGUGCCGCACCGCGCACCUGCAGCCAGCCACAGAGGCCCAAGGAUACAAGCACAGACGGAGGGCAUGACAGACUUGGGAGUGAACUGAUGCCUGGCAAGGCAAGGAAUCCUGCUGGGGCAAAGACUUGGACAAAAUGGAAGGGUCAGAGGAGGAAACCACAAAGCUCACAGAUCAUCUCCCAGCCUGCACUGCCCGUUGAGGUGUCCCAGUUGUCAAACCUACAGCCUCUCCUCAGCCAAGAUCUCCCAAAGCUUAAAGCUUUGCCUGGGCUGGAACAACCCAUCUGACUCCCAGGUCCCAAAUCUGUCCCCUCUUCUAUAGAAAUACUCCUGCCCAGUAACAACUAAAGGGCCAAGAAGGGAUGAAUCCUCACUGUUUCUUGCUGGCUGCCUGUUCCCUAUUUAUUAAAUGUUGAUCCAAUUCUAUUUGUGCAGCUCAGGAGCAGGUUGGAGGCUGGGCUGGGCACUGCCCUGGCCUCUCCUGGGCACCCACAUUCAGAGAAAGAUUUUCUCUGGCCAAAUCCAUCUCUGCUGGCAACAGGCAUCGCCAGGGAUGGACACUCCUGGCAAUGAGCAGCUUUCCUCCAACCCAUCCAGUGCUCAAACUGUGCAUCCCAAAAGUGUCAUGUCUCAGGGAUGGUCGAAGAGUAACAUAAUACAAAAUAUACAGGCUGCAGAGAGGGGCUCAGAGACACCAGGGUUACUGAGAAGAGGAAGAAAACGGGUUGUUAGCCCACCUGGUCCUUUGGCCAGGUCAUGGAGACACUCCAUAAAAGUCAUCCUGCCUUUUCCAAAGUGCAAGGACAGGUCUGUGGUCCCAGCUGGGCUGUGGCAGAGCUUGGGGAGCUCUGAGGGGUUCAGCAGCACUGCAGGGGCUUUCCUGCCUGCUGAGCUCCUGAGCCCCAUCAACACUGUCCCACUCCCCCUCUGGCACUGGUAUCACCUGCUGCCAGGACACCCAGAUGGACUUGGAAGGGUUCAGCUCCCCCGAGUCCUUUGCCUUGGGGUUUGGUGUCAGGAAACUGGAGGAGAGCAGGAAACUCAAGACACUUGUGUUUCCCCAGCAGGUCACUCUGCUCCAGAGCUCCAGAGCUCCAGGAGUCAGGAGAAGCCAGACAGCAGGACCACCUCAGGCAGUUCUUUUUGUUUCUCACUCAAACUCACACCUCCAAACAGUGCAGGGCUGCUGGGACCAUGGCCACAGCAUCCCUGUGGCACCAGCAGUGCCACACAACUGGAGGUGAGCCCUGCUAUCCCAGCAGCUCCCUGGAGAUUAAUUAGCCUGUUCUUGGAAUAAUUACAGGCAGGAAGUCUCCAGCACUGUCAUUCCAGGCCCUAUGCCCUGCAGGCUGAAAAGACCCAGCACAUCUUCAGUGUCAUGUCCUGGGCUCCCAGCCUGUGCUAAGCUUCAGCUACACUCCAAAGUCAGAUUUUUAGGGGAGAAGAGUAAAUCUGACUCUUCCCCUUUGGCUCCAGGUUUCAAUUUGCUGUCACUAGGCUACUCCUUGGCAAGGGGAGCUGGAAAAAACACCCCCAUCAUUUUAGUAGCUGGUGACAAAGCCAUUGGAGCAGCACAGUUCCACCUCCCAGGGCUCAGGGCUGGAAAGAAACGUAGAAACUCUUCUGGUGACAAAACCCAGGACCAGUGGCAACACCUUCCCUCUAGCUUCAAUGUAUUGCUUAUUUGUCCUACCUGGUGUGGAACUUGAUUUUCUUUAGAGCUGAGAGCCCCCAGGCAGGGUCCCUCCAUCCUGCCAACCCUUCCUCAGCUGCUGGACUAUCCCAAAACAGCUUCCUUGGGAGCCCAGAGGAACUUUGGUCACCUGAGGGCUGGAUUUAUGGAGCAUUUCUGGUGCAGGAGGGAGUUGAGUCACUGAUGAACAGGAUAAGAAGAUCUGACAGGAUUGGUGUCCUUUGGAAUGUGUGUUUGUGACUCAUCCCAGUGCUGAAGGGAAGGUGAAACCUCUGGAAUCUCUCGUGCAAUGAGCUCCUCGUGUUCAUUCUUGCUGUAGGACAGACAUUAAUGUUGCACAACUCCCUGCCUAGGCUACUAACACAUGGACCUCUCCCCCUGCCCCCCAGCUGUAAUGACAAUUAAAUAUAUAA
Messenger RNA from Apus apus (common swift), 3618 nucleotides. RefSeq names its product von Willebrand factor A domain containing 1 (gene VWA1). The coding region runs from base 81 to 1580 and encodes 499 amino acids. The transcript is spliced from 7 exons. Lineage: Eukaryota; Metazoa; Chordata; Aves; Apodiformes; Apodidae. The record is from RefSeq and is a predicted model, not a curated record. Gene Ontology annotation, molecular function: protein binding.